Molecule: messenger RNA, 4242 nt
Organism: Symsagittifera roscoffensis
Lineage: Eukaryota; Metazoa; Xenacoelomorpha; Acoela; Convolutidae
Exons: 3
Coding region: 273-2789 (838 amino acids)
Molecular function (GO): protein binding
Source: RefSeq, a predicted model, not a curated record
GUCUAAACUUACUUCAUUUCAGAAUCUACAUGCUUAGCUAAUCCAAAACUAUCAAUUUCUAUCUCUCCUCGCGUGACGGCGACAAUGUUAGUCGUCUAUCGACCCCUUGAGUCUUUUUGAAUGAUAUAAUGCCAGUAAUGACUUGGUUUUUUGUGUGCUAUUAUUGAAUUUUGCGACUAUCUGGUUAUUUUGGAGUUGAAAUUGCAUUGCAAGUCAUAACGCUCUAAUUGACUACUAUCUUUGCCACGCAUUUGUCGGGUUCUGCCACCGCGAUGUGUAGUCACUACAACCUGGAUUGCAUCAAAGCGCAGGACCUGGCCAACUGGGCGGAGGGUCUGGAAGCUCCUUUGAACUCGUACGCUCCCAAGUUCCUGGAGACGAGGAGUGGCAAUUUGGCGUCUCUGCUGACAGAUGAUGAGUUGGUGGGGCGAAGUGUGGUGAACAAGAUUGGACACCUGAUCAACAUGCGGGAGAAGCUGUCGACUCUAGUGCGGGUGCUGUACGAUGUCAAGGACGAAACAGUGGAGAGCUUAGUGAUGAAGUACCAGAGAGGUGCGAGGUCUUUGGAGACGAUUAUUCUGAGAAAGCGGUAUGAAUUCGCCCCACAACAAGUACAUUCGGCCACUCGAGCUACCGUCCCAAAUAAUGUGCUGAGUCAUGUGUGCGACAUGUUAGCAACUGGCCGAGAGAUCUGCUCGUGGCUGAUCAAGGCGCCCUUCAAUGAGAGUAGAAGCUAUAUUGAUCUAGCAGAGACGUUCAUGGUGACCAAUAAAGCAAUCGGUUACUGCGUUGUUGGUGAUCGAUGGACGGCAGAACUGGAAGAAGAUCUGGCUAAAAAGUGCAGAGACAUCCAAGAGCUAUGUCGGGACUUCCUGGACGAUUGCACAGACUCAUCCAUCAUAACCCCCGCGUUUCUAGAGCAGGUUUGCCUCAAGAGGAAGAACCCCUCAGAAAAACUGGGACUCAUGUUCAAACUGUCAUUGGAGGGCAUUCACGUAGUCUCCGGAAUCAGGCCCAACACGCCAGCUGCUCACGUAAAUGCCAAACUGGACAUUUUUGACGAGAUUGUUCAGAUUGACUACACAUGUGUCACGAACUGGACAUUGGAUAGUAUUCUGAAUAAGUUCAAAGCGGCAAAUCCUGCUGAAGUUUUUUUGACUUUACGCAAGCGACCAAGGCACAUGAGUAUGGACCACCAAUUGCGACGAAUGAAGACUCUUUGUCCCCCUGAUGCUCAAAAACAGGCCAAGAGAAGAUCAAGAAAGUCUACUAUUGAGUCGUUUAACAAACAACCCAGUGCUUCAACGAGUGUCCCUUUAUCGUCCGUUAUUUCGCCCAAAAAGAUUUCAACGGCAGCUGAAAGUAGUCGAGGCUCUUUUUUGAAUCAACAAGACGCGAGGAAGGGUUCCGAUGCGUUGUCAUCCUCACACAAUCGGUCUUCGGUAAACCGAACCAGCUUAAGUGCAAAAUUGGGAUCGCUUAAGCGCAGAUCGUCAUCGGCGCAGUCGUUACUGAAGGACUCGGAAGAAAAGGUUAAACCAAUCAUAACAGUUGCCAAGCCAAUAGUAGCAGCACCUAGUGCGUUCAGAGAGGAAGUGUUGCCGAGCGUGAGUUCUUGCGAUCCAAGUACAUCAUCAGGUGCUUUGAGCAGUGACCAGGACUCGCAGUCGGGUUCCCAGACACAGUCGGCAGUCAUCCAGCCUGUCCAAGAGAAACACACAGUAAUUGAUCGGCGUGUGUCGAUAAAGGACUUAGGCGAGACAGAAAUCAGUGGCAAUUUGAACCGGAAAAAAGCAGAAAACGACUGGGUUUGCUCGUAUUGCGUAAUCAAAAAUGGUUUCUUUUACGUGUUCGCUUCACCGAAAGCAGAAAAAGCAGACGUCGUUGUUCAUUUAAAGGCUGUCGAUGUCGAAAAAACUGAACAGCAGGAUAACUUCAAGUUCGUUUUCACAAUGAAUUUUUGUCACCAACAGAAAAAGUUCGUUUUUGCGGCAGAAAAUCGUCUUGAUCUUGGUCACUGGGUGAACAACUUACACACUGCCAAGCUACUUCUAAACAGUAAAAAAUCGAGCGUAGCUGUCAGAAACACUCUUGCUGUAGAAACAGAAAUCGAUGAAUGUUUAGUUACAGAAAAUUACAGUUUUGAUAAAUCGAUUCAGGAGGGUUUUGAAAACUUCUCGGAAACGGAUGACGAAGAAGAGCCGUCUGAAAAGCCUGGAAGCAGGUUUGAAAAAAGCAGCGAGUCGCUGGAUAUGUUGAAGUAUUCUUUUUUGUCUUCAUCGGGUCAUAGUCCAUUCUCCAGAAGCUCGACCCUCGAGGAAUCGGCAGCCGCUGGAUUACCAUUGCCAGCCGUCCUAGCGCCCACAACAGGAUCCGAUAACCCCUCGAAUCAGAAUUUGACUUUGAUGCCACUUGGCUUAGCGAUUCCUGGAUCAAGUGAUAGUGUUCAUCGGACAAGAAGCUCCGAAACUACUUUUGAAUCUGAGUUAAUGGAGUCGACCCAAAGUGUGAAGUUAGUUUUGACUUCGGAGAUCAAUGAGGAAUCUGCUGUUAAAGUAUGGGAAGAGCCAAGAACAGAAAUGGAUAGAUUGAAAAGUAAGCUGCGAGCUCUCGAAAGGAAACUAUUGGCUAAACAAGUUGACCUAGAGAAGAUAGAAAGGUUAAUUAAGGUUGGGCAAACCGACCCUUCGCAGUUACUGUUGUCGCCAGUGUAUCAUGAAGAAACUUCAGGAUUGACUUGGAACGCACCAGAUGAAGAAGAGCAAAGUACUGUUGACACCGAAUUAUAAUUUGCCAACCUUUAUAACUAAUUAACCGAGUUGUAACUUCCCACUCAAUCUAUCCCCAAAAACAGAUGUGGCCAAUGGCCAAAUGUGAAAUAGUGUUAUAGAUUGUUUAUCAAACCAGAAUAAAAUUUUUCGCAGAUCUUAAAAUUUAUCAAGUUUACUCAUUUACUAUUGAUUUUUUUUCAAAUAAAACUUCAACAAAUUUUAUAAAUUAGUCGGCUUCAAUAUGACUCAAAUGUGAAUCAAGAACAGUUUUUGACAGAUGUGUUUUGAGUAUAUCACGGAACUCAGCUUUGAACUACUAGAAAGUUAAAAAGAGUCUAAUAGUUUUUGGAGCAUAAAUGCUUCGAGUUGUUUCUAUUCCUUGCCUCAAUUUGUUUAAUUCAUAUGAUAGAAACAUAUACCAUUCUAAAAACUAAAAAGUAUCAGUUGUUUUAAAAAACAGACAGUUUUUCAAAAAAAAAGUUACAAAUGAACAAAAUUACCCCUUUUGCAGAAUUGGAAAUGGCUCGAAAAUACCCGCGAAAGAACCGAAAAAAGCUCAAGUGGUUUGACCCCUUCAAUAGAAAUAAACCCCUCGAAGUUUUCGCAGACAGUGACAAUGAAUCUCCCUCCAAAGUAUCUGGAUUGUCUAAGAAGAAAAAGCACAGAACUGCUCAGAAAACUUCGAAAACUAGUUUGGAACAGGAGGUACCUCGUAACUUCAAAUUGUUCAUGAAGGGAAUACAAAUUCACGAAGACGACGAAAAGAAAAAAGAGGAAGCGAAGAAGAAACUUCUGUUCACACCUGUUGGGAAAAAUGUAGCUAAAGAGCUGAACAGACGGAAGUCAAGGAAGAUCUCUUCGCUUGAGCAAUGGCGGAUCGAUUCUAGACAGGAGCGCAAAGAAGACAAAGAACUUGAUCACGCGGAAAAAGAGUACUUCAAAGAUUCAUUCCAGCUGAACGAAAGAGUCGAUGCACCUCCGUCAGAGUUGAAAACACCUGUUUGUAAAUUUAAAAGUCGGCCUUUUCAGACCGUAACUCCAAUGAAAUCUAUUUCGCUUUCGGCCAAGAAGUUAAUAAGUUCAGUUAAAAGUGACGUAAAGUUCAAACGUAGGAAGCCUGAUUCCAAAAUUACCACAGUUAUGCCGACGGACUCAAACGCAGACGAAUUAUCUCAAGAGCGUGAAAGAGUGGUGAAAGCGUACCGGGAGUUGAAAUGGAGCAAAACAAGAGCGGCGGCUCUGAUGAAAAUGGACACUCAGUCGAUGACUCCUGUUGAAAUUUGAAAGCACGCGAGGUCUGCAUAAAUCGAUGAGUUCUCCCAUGAGUUUCGAUGAGUUCCUAGAGCAACUGGAGAAGUGACCAAUUGCAGGAGGUCUCUCCAUCCUAUUGUGUUCGUCUAAAACUUCAUUUUAAUAAAUAAAUUUCAUUUUUGUUUUAAUAAAGAAAAUACAAUAAAUUUAUUCGAUUGAA